UGGAGCUGCUAUUAAAUGUGCGCUUUGUGGGUUGGCUCAGAGGGGAGAAGCAGAGUUGUGGGAAUAUUUCCACUGAAACGGACAGGACAGUGCAGUAGAGGCAAACAAGCGUUUCUUUCUGCAGUGGACGGGGAUUGAUUUUGUCUGGAUUCAAAAUGGAAUCAAAUGGGGACUCCAAGAGAGACGGUCUGAAAGACGAUGAGGACCUUCGGUUCCUGCUGGACGGCGCGAAACUCACCAAGAUUCGCUCGAAAUCCUGGCAGAAGAGCCGCUACUUUAAUCUGAUGGAAGACUGCAGGACCAUUUUGUGCACGUCUAAGAAACUUGUCAAAAAAGACAAUACCUUCCUCAUUGAUGACAUCGAAUCUGUGCGCAAGGGCCGCCAGACCGAAGGACUCAAAAAACACAUGGACGCUGACGAGGAAGAGAAGUGCUUCUCUAUCAUGUUUAAGGGACGCAGGAAGAACCUCGACUUCAUGGCGGACUCUGAAGAGGAGGCCCAUCGGUGGGUCACCAGCCUAGAGAAACUCAUGAACCAUGCGCACAACCUCAACAAGAAGCAGAAGAGAGAACAUUGGUUCAUCAGCUGCAUGCGAAAGGCAGACAAGAACAAAGACAACAAGAUGACCCUGAAAGAGCUGAAGCAUUUCCUGCGACAGGUCAACAUUGAGGUGAAUGACACCUAUGUGGAGGAAAUAUUCAAGAAAUGUGACACGUCAAAUUCGGGUACCCUGGAAGACUUGGAGAUCCAGGAAUUUUAUAACCACCUGACAAAGCGGGAGGAGAUAGAUGUGAUCUAUGCGGACUACGCUAAAACAGAGGGUGAAAUGAGCGCCAGGGACCUGCUGGAUUUCCUGCUGAAUGAGCAGAGGGAGCAAGCGACCAUGGAGAGUGCGCUCAAGCUGAUUGAGAAAUAUGAAUUGGACGAAGCAGCAAAACAGAAGAAGCGCAUGACGAAAGAUGGCUUUGUAAUGUACCUCAGCCAGGAGGAUGGAUGCAUCUUCAACCCAGCUCACUCACCGGUGUAUCAGGACAUGAGUCAGCCUCUCAAUCAUUACUUUAUCUCCUCCUCACACAACACCUACCUGAUGGAGGACCAACUCAAAGGACCCAGCAGCACAGAGGCCUACGUAAAAGCACUGAUGAGGAGUUGCCGUUGUGUGGAGCUGGACUGCUGGGACGGACCAAACGGAGAGCCUAUAAUUUAUCACGGCUACACUCUGACAUCAAAAGUCCUUUUCAAAGAAGCCAUCAGGGCCAUCAAAGACUAUGCCUUCAAGACAUCUCAGUACCCCGUGAUUCUGUCCCUGGAGAACCACUGCACAGUGGAGCAACAAAAGCUCAUGGCCCAUCACUUAAUCGACAUCCUGGGUUCUGCUUUGGUCACAAAGCCUUUGGGCGACACCAUGCCCGCCAACCUCCCCUCACCAGAGGAGCUGAAAGGGAAGUUCCUCGUCAAGGGGAAACGACUGAACAAACUGGAUGCCGUGUUCUCCAACAACAGCACCACUGUUGAUGAAGACACGGUGUCUGAGGAGGAUGAGGCUGCAGAUUGUAAGGAGAACGAUCAAAAAGAUCAAAAAGCAAAGGCAAAGAAAGCAAAGAUCAAACUCGCCAAAGAACUGUCGGAUAUUGUCAUCUAUUGUAAGAGCGUCCAUUUUGGUGGGUUCGAACAUGCCAAAGACAACCAGAGCUUCUAUGAAAUGUCAUCUUUGAAGGAGAGCAAAGCCUUCCAACUGGCUGAUGCUUCAGCCACUGCCUUCAUCCAUCACAACAUGGACAAACUCACCAGGAUCUACCCGGCUGGCUCGAGGACGGACUCCUCCAACUACAACCCUGUUCCUAUGUGGAACGUUGGCUGCCAGAUCGUGGCGCUGAACUUCCAAACUAACACUAAAGAGAUGCAUCUUAAUCAGGGCCGUUUUUUGCCAAACGGAUUUUGCGGAUACAUCUUGAAGCCUGAAUUCCAAAGAAGCCCGUUGUCUCAGUUCAAUCCCCAAUCUCUCACCGAAGGGCCAUGGCUAAAGAAGAAGGUCCUCCAUGUCCUGGUGAUCUCAGCUCAGCAGUUGCCUAAACUAAACAAGGAUAAACAGAACUCCAUAGUUGACCCUCUGGUGAAAGUGGAAAUUCAGGGGGUGGCAGCAGACAACGACAAGAAGACGACGCACCACAUCGAAAACAAUGGGUUCAACCCCACGUGGAACACGAAAUUUGAGUUCCCCAUCAACGUUCCCGAGCUGGCCUUGUUGCGGUUUUUGGUGGAGGACCAUGACUCCGCGUCCCAGAAUGAUUACGUCGGGCAGUACUGUCUGCCACUCACCAGCGUUCAGAACGGAUAUCGCCACGUCCCAUUGCUCACUAAGAGGGGCGACAUCAUUCCCUCUGCAGGGCUGUUUGUGCAUAUCAUGCUCGAGGACCAGAAGUAGGAUCUUAUAGGGUAGGAAGCCUUCAUGCAAUCAGGGACGAG
Poecilia reticulata (guppy) is the source of this 2467-nucleotide messenger RNA. It is a transcript of the gene plcd1a, whose product is annotated as phospholipase C, delta 1a. The record is from RefSeq and is a predicted model, not a curated record. Gene Ontology annotation, cellular component: plasma membrane. Gene Ontology annotation, molecular function: calcium ion binding; phosphatidylinositol-4,5-bisphosphate phospholipase C activity. Lineage: Eukaryota; Metazoa; Chordata; Actinopteri; Cyprinodontiformes; Poeciliidae. Gene Ontology annotation, biological process: intracellular signal transduction; lipid metabolic process.